AUGGUCUUCAGCUGUCUCCGUGAGCAACAUGAUCAGGAAUGCGAAGAUGAUAUUUUGAAAAGGACUGCUGCUGCAACGGGAAUAUCUGUCCGCUCCAUUCAGCGAAUAAAGCAACAACACAAGCGUGGAGAAAUGUACUCCCCACCCCCUAGGACCAGAACAUCACCAGUAACGGGAGCUUUGGAUAAUUUUGAUAAAGCUCGUCUUGUUAAGGAACUUGGGUUUCGCUAUAAAAAGGUUGAAAGUGACAGGAAGUUGUUAGUGGAGAGGAACGAUAUUGUUCUUGCAAGAAAUAAAUAUCCAAGGCUUAUAGAUGAAAACAGAAAAUUCGACACUUCAAGGCCAGAAAUAUACGUGGAUGAAACGUGUCUCAUUGGCUUAGGUAAUGCUUCAAAUCAUUCCAAAAUAUCAAACAAAGCACCUGUCAGCAGUUCAAAGAAAGCGGAAAUCGUCUCCUGGUUAACCAAACACAAUAUAGCUCAUGACCCUUCUUUUACCAAAUGCGAACUUCUUGAUGUGGUAAAGCAGCACAAGUACCUACAGGAGUACGAAAUUGACAAAAUCACUCGAGAUGCUGGCCAUGAGGCCUUUCCUACCCUUUCUCAUUCUGCUGACCCCCCCUCCCCAUACUCCUCUCCCCCUUCAUCCCCUCCCCCAUACUCCUCUCCCUCUUCAUCCCCCCACCCCCCAUAUUCCUCUCCCCCUUCAUCCCCCUCCCCUGUACUUCUCUCCCCUCAUCCCCCUCCCACCAUACUGUCUCUCCCCCUUCAUCCCCAUCCCCAUACUCCUCUCCCCCUUCAUCCCCCAUCCCCAUUCCCCAUACUCCUCUCCCCCUUCAUCCCCCCACCACCCCCAUACUGCUCUCCCCCUUCACCACCCCCCUCCCCCGGUGCAGAGAUCUGCGGGGCCGCUGCAGCAUCAACAACUGCCUUUUAA
Messenger RNA from Macrobrachium nipponense, 936 nucleotides. RefSeq lists its product as uncharacterized. Bases 1 to 936 code for a protein of 311 amino acids. The transcript has 4 exons. NCBI's taxonomy places the organism in Eukaryota, Metazoa, Arthropoda, Malacostraca, Decapoda, Palaemonidae. The record is from RefSeq and is a predicted model, not a curated record.